GAACAUAUUGAACUUUGAAAAAUGUUCGUUUUAACGCGAACAUUAAUAAGAACGCGUCAAUUAUAUUCACAUGUUACUAAAAGGACUUUUCAUGAUUAUCAUUCUUUUGUAAAAUUUAACGCAAAAGAAGAUAACUUUAGUCGAUGUUCUUCACGUUUUAAGGCACAAUCAUUAAUUCCUUUUGUCGUUGAACAAACGUCAAGGGGAGAACGAUCAUAUGAUAUAUUUUCUCGGUUAUUAAAAGAACGAAUUAUAUGUUUGAAUGGCCACAUAGAAGACAGUGAAGCAGCAGUAAUCAUAGCACAAUUAUUAUUUCUUGAAGCCGAAAAUCCGGAAAAAUCAAUUAGUUUAUACAUUAACAGUCCUGGCGGAAGUGUUACGGCAGGACUGGCAAUUUAUGAUACAAUGCAGUACAUUCAAUCGCCAGUAUCAACACUUUGUAAUGGUCAAGCUUGCUCAAUGGGAUCAUUAUUACUUGCUGCGGGAGAAUCAGGUAAAAGAUACGCACUUCCAAACUCAAGCAUCAUGAUACAUCAACCGAUAGGAGGAGCAGUAGGACAAGCAAGUGAUAUUGCUAUUCAAGCAAAAGAAAUAUUGAGAGUUAAGGAGAGAUUAAACAUGAUUUAUAAAAAACAUACCAAGAAGCAUAGUUUAGAAGAAAUUGAGAAAGCUGUUGAAAGAGAUCACUUCAUGAAUUCUGAAGAAGCAUUAGAAUUUGGAUUAAUUGAUAAAAUUUUAGAAAGAAGAGAGAUUAAAGAAGAUGAUGAAAUAAUUCAAAAAUAAAUAUUAACUUAAUUAUUAUGUUUGUUGAUUGAUAUAUUCUUGUAAUAAAAUACUUAUUGUCAACAGAGCAGUUUCAUCCAUUUGACCAAAUAUUUCUGGAAUUGGAUAUACAUUUGUGUAAUGAUUUGAAGCAAAUCGACUUAUUGAAUUCAUAAAGUCCUAUAAUAAAUAAAAUUAUAAA
Molecule: messenger RNA, 964 nt
Organism: Rhizophagus irregularis DAOM 181602=DAOM 197198
Lineage: Eukaryota; Fungi; Glomeromycota; Glomeromycetes; Glomerales; Glomeraceae
Biological process (GO): protein quality control for misfolded or incompletely synthesized proteins
Cellular component (GO): endopeptidase Clp complex
Molecular function (GO): ATPase binding; ATP-dependent peptidase activity; serine-type endopeptidase activity
Source: RefSeq, a predicted model, not a curated record